This is a messenger RNA of Schistosoma spindalis, 1308 nucleotides long. The record is from the annotation of a GenBank genome assembly. NCBI's taxonomy places the organism in Eukaryota, Metazoa, Platyhelminthes, Trematoda, Strigeidida, Schistosomatidae.
AUGCAAGUCGGCAGAUGCGAGAUCAGUAUGGAGUGCCUGAGUUCAGAAUCAAGUGCAGUUUGUGACAAUCAAGCUACCAGUAACAUCAGAAAUUCCAAACCUAAAAACGAUGCAUCGAAGCAAAAGAAAACAUCCAUAAAGUCACAUCACCAUUGCAGUCACAAACAAAACAAUAGUGGUUGCUGCAAAACUGCUUGUAAACCCGACGUUCUACGAAAUCUUUCAACCGUAAUUCAAAACUGGAAGCUGGGUGAUAAAGCUCCAUGCCACAAAACAACAAAUAUUGAAAGCACUUUUAAAAACAUUGAGAAACGAAUCAUUCAUGGAAGUGUUGAAAAGGUUUCGCCUCAUUUUCAGGCUCCUGGGGGUGGACUAGCUUACCCAAAAGAGACCAAGUUUAUUUUUCAUUAUCAAAUUCGUAAACUGGAUGAAGACCGUACCGUGAUUGAUGAUACCCGUAAGUAUGGGAAAACGAUGGAGGUGUACUCGGGAAAAGAAUUCCAACUGGAGUUUUGGGAACAAUGUUUAGGAACUAUGUUGCCCGGUGAAGUUUCAUCAUUUGUUGUACCACCUGAAAGAUUGGCAUCAUUUCCAGCUGUAAAUAAAAAACUCCGUGAUUAUAUGUUAAAUAAAAAGGAUCAUUCUGCAAAACACUGUUGUGGAUUAAUGAGCUUACAAGAGCAAGGUGGUUUGGGCUACCCAGAUCUGGACGAGUUGAUGAUGAAACCUGAAGCACUUGAAUUUAUUUUUGAUUUAGUUAAAGUUGAAAUUCCAGGCACUGGUAGUCGUAAAGAAACAUGGAUAAUGACGCCUGAAGAAAAAUUGGAAACUGUACCAGUUUUACGUGAAGAAGGUAAUCAGUUGUAUAACCGUGGGGAGUAUAAUAAGGCUGCUGCAUGUUAUAGUGAAGCGUUAGGCAUUUUAGAACAAUUAGGUUUACGAGAAAAACCAGGUGAACCUGAGUGGAUUGAAUUGAACAAGUUACAAAUACCAUUAUUCGUUAAUCUUGCACAAUGUCAAUUUAAAGAAAAAGACUACUAUGCUGCAAUAAAAAAUACUACUGAAGCCUUAUCACGAGAUCCUACAAAUGUAAAAGCACUCUAUCGCAGAUCUAAGGCGUAUAUAGAAACUUGGGACUUUGAUCUAGCUGCUGAGGAUCUACGUAAGCUGGCCAUUUGUCGUCCGGAAAUGAAGAACACAGUCGAAAAUGAACUAAACAUUAUCGAGGCUAAACGUGUCGAUGAAGAAAUCAAAGGAAGAAAAAAACUAGCUGGCAAACUCUUCGCUUCUCCAAAGUCAAUCCCAUAA